This is a messenger RNA of Aspergillus heteromorphus CBS 117.55, 1050 nucleotides long. Its product is annotated as glutathione S-transferase. The record is from RefSeq and is a predicted model, not a curated record. Bases 121 to 900 code for a protein of 259 amino acids. The transcript is spliced from 3 exons. NCBI's taxonomy places the organism in Eukaryota, Fungi, Ascomycota, Eurotiomycetes, Eurotiales, Aspergillaceae.
CACGCCACCAACCUUACUACCUUGCAUCCAUCCUACCAUCCUACCCUCACACUCUCACACCUAUCUAUCUCACCUCAACACAACACCCAUCCCGAAUAGCCACUACAGUCAGCAGUCAAAAUGGCCGACCCCAACAAAGGCACUAAGAUCACUCUCUACUGGCUCUCGGAAUCCCGCUCGCACCGCAUCCUCUGGCUCCUGGAAGCCCUCCACUUAACCUACGAACUGAAGAUCUACCACCGCGGCCCUGACAAGCUCGCGCCCCGCGAGCUGAAAGAAAUCCACCCGCUCGGAAAAUCCCCCCUGCUGGGCGUCCAGCGCGCCAACUCCGACGGCAAGCCCACCAUCCUCGCCGAGUCCGGUGUUAUCAUCGAGUACCUGCUCGACCAUUUCGGGGACAAUGCGGACAAGCCGCUCGUUCCGGCUCGAUACAAGGCCGGGCAGGAAGGACAGGUGGGCGAGGAGACGGAAGAGUGGAUGCGGUAUCGGUACUACAUGCACUAUGCGGAGGGAAGUCUGAUGCCGUUUUUGGUGAUGCAGUUGGUUAUGGAUACUGUCAAAAACCCCCCUGAUGUGCCGUUCUUCGUCAAACCGAUCCCGCGCAUGGUCGCGUCGCAGGUCGAAAAGGCUUUCUUGACUCGCAACAUCGAGGCCAAUCUGCAGUUUUUGGAGGAUCAGCUGAAGACGAGCCCCAACGGAGGUCCCUAUAUUUGUGGCAGUGAGCUGAGCGGUGCGGAUAUCAUGAUGAGCUUCCCAGUCAUCGCCAUGUCGGGGCGGGUGGACCUCAACACGUUUCCGCUGCUCGCUAAGUAUGCGGACAAGUUGCAGCAGGAGGAGGGGUACAAGAGUGCCGUGAGGAAGAUUGAGGAGGUGGAUGGGAAGUUCCAGGCUUCUUUGUAGAUGGUUUGAAUGAUUGGUUGGCUCAGAGGAUGAUGGGUAGAUGGUUUAUGCGCAACGCUAUAUAAUGGUAAUGUUUGCUGGAAUUAUGUAUGUUAUCCUGUAGUUGGAAUGGGGUAUACUAUAGGGUAUCGAUUGCUGUUAGUUUCUCCG